AUGAACUCUCAUGCAUUCGCAGCGCUUGCACAUAUUCCAAUCCUUGUCUUCCCAGUGGGCCCAAUACCCCGUGCUGCCUUUGAGAAGUAUGCGGCAGAAAUCAGGACGUUCGAUUCAAUUCGCUUAGGCGACAUACCUGCUGGCAUGAAGGAUGAGCGAGCUCGUUUCAUGCCAAAUCCACUUUCCAGUGGUUAUCUAUAUCUGAGCUACCCAUCCCAUCCCCCUCCUCCUCGCCAUAUGUCGCUGUCUCUGUUCCGACCGUCUCACUUCACGCUAGGGAUAAUUGGUGUCGCCGCGUGUUCAUCCUCAUAUUCCCUUGCUUCUGCUCUUGAGCAAUUCGAGAAUACUGUGCUUGACAUCUUUCCGGAAGGCUCGACAUUUCCUCUUGCCAAAGUCUGCCUGGCCUUUGAGGAUGAAGAAAGUGCUGGGAGUACUGGUCUCGGAGAUACGUUACCUGGGAUUGUUUCGAUUCCGAGCGUGAUGGGGAACAAGAAACUUUAUAUUGGUACUCUGCUUGCUGAUUUGUGCUCUCACAUUCUAGCUGAACUUGGUCGUGUGUAUCAUGUUCUCGAGAGUCCCAUAGGAAAUGAGUAUCUGAAUUCUGCUCUUUUCCCGACACUCCCUUCUCCCUCUGAGAUGCCGCUUUCUCUCAGUUCCGGAAAUCUUGGAUAUCCUUCGUACUCGAGCCAGCCUGAACUCGAAUCAUCGGGCCUGGCGAUGUCAGGUAUUCAGAUCAAGCGCAGCUCGACUGCUGGACCUGGUAUCAGUCAUACGGCAUCCCUUAUUCAACGGCAAACUAUACUUGGUCCUCCAGCGGUUAGGAAACGCAUCAGUGCGGUCGGUGCCGUUUCGUCACAUGGUAGACUUUAUAAGGUUCUUGGCGAUUUCUUCCUGCUGGCUGGUAGGACAGAGGAUGCAUCGUUGUGGUAUGCAGAAGCUAUUGUGCUGUUCAAGACCGGGCAGGAUCCUGUAUGGCAUGGCUCCGUGUUAGAAGGGAUGGCAACGGUUUUUGUUCUAGAUGCAUGGUCGGCUGGCCAAGGCCUGCAAUCCUCUGUUAGCAACAACGGCAUCAAGGAACCUUGGGCCGACAUAUAUGAUCAACUGUCUCAAGCUAUAGCUCUCUAUCACAAGGCUCCUGCGCCUUCUGAGCCUAGCCAGGAUCAUUCACUUUUGGCCCUGACAUACUGCACAGCUGUUAUGCGCCAAACAUCACUCCUUUUCUGCACCUGGUCUACCAAGGGAUGGGGUGCAUUAGCUUUUGCUUCAAUGCUACAACCAGCGUCGACCUCAUAUACGCAGAAGACAACAUCUGAUAACUCCUGGACAAAUCUGGAGCGCAUAAGUAUCGUGUCAGGCGUGUCUCGUUCACAGAUAGCAAACACCGUGUCGCAAGCUCACGGACCAUGGUUACUGCAUCUUGGUCCUCAUGAGCGGCUCAACAUUUUGCAAUCUAUGGCGACCAUUUAUUCAUCCCUUGGAUACAAGCGGAAGGAAGCCUUCAUUCUGCGCGAAGUCAUCAGUUGCAUCAUGGAUCUCAUUGUUUGUGGCCGGGAAGAAAAUGACCUUUCACGGAAAUCUGACGUUGGAAGCGCAAACACAGGCAAUCGCUCCGAGAAUGGUGACGAAGUGAGCGCAGUUGGGAAGGGGGCUGUUGGUGUGCGACAAAAUGAGAUCCUGGAAGGCAAUCAGAGCAUCCUGAAACUCCUCGUCCGUGCCUGCAAGGUCCUUGGUGUUGAUCUGGAAGCGGUCGGCGUGGCAACGGCAACAGACGGCAAUAGCAGCGAAGCAGGGGGUAGAGACAGUAACGGCUUUGCUGUGGAGGACUUAGAGGGCUUGGCAGAUGCGGCAAGGGAAUCUUUCGGGUGGCCAGAACUUCAAGUUGGAGUUAUUCGCGAGGCCAUUGCUGUGGCAGAGGCCCUUCCCGAUCCGCUCGCUGUAGCGCGAAUAUCACUCUCUGCGUUGAGAACAAUGCAUUCCGUGUUGGCCAGUAGUGAUCAAUACCAUCUGUACCAAACUGCUGGACGUGCUCUUGCUGCUAUGCGUCGGCGCGGUGACGCACCUGCAGUCGAGUACUGGGCCGGGAACCCUAUCAUGAGUCUUGCAUUAUUGCCGUUGGCCUUGCACCGCCUGCCAAUUGAAAAUCCAUUCUCUAUAUUGACUGCAAAAUCAUCUGCCACGAAUUCUCUGCUUAGCGGGAUCAUUGACCCUUUCCUAUAUAACCCCAGGAAAUCAUCAGGUCCACAGAGCAAAAACUUGAUUGUCCAAGAUGAACCUAUUGAGCUCACAAUCACCUUGCGAAAUCCUUAUGUGUUCGACCUGGAAAUCCAAAGUAUUUCGCUCAGCACAACUGGUGUGGAAUUUGAAUCCAGUCCUGUCUCAGCACUCGUCAUUCCUCCCAACACCCUCUAUUCAAUUACCAUCAUCGGCACUGCGAAAACGCGAGGAACUUUGGUUUUCCGAGGAUGCAUUGUUCAAGCCCCUUGGGGAGCUCCAAGAGAAUUUCUAUUACCUGUCCCGACUGAUGCCGAUCAGAAUCUUUUUGCACGCCGUCAAAGUGCUGUGAGAUGCGAAAGCGGUCGCACCAAGUAUUGGGGCCUCGACUCUCUGCCAUGGGAGAAGGAUGGGAGGCGACUCAGUACCUUACUCCCAUCCCUCAAAAAUCCACCUCAAUUCCUACAAUGUGUCGUUGUUCCUGAGCAACCCCUCCUCCGAAUCAGAUGGACGUCGUUAACACACGGAGCAGUCAUGCUGUACAACGGCGAAGAAUCAACCAUUCGCUUAACUUUGGAGAAUAUUUCCGCAUUGCCGAUUGAUUUCAUUCGGUUAUCUUUUGAAGACUCCACCAUUGGUCCCGCACAGGAAGCUCUGUCUGAAGGAGAACUUUCUGUCUUCGAAACAUAUGAGACAGAAUACGAUCUUCUGCACCGAAAGGCAUUUUCAUGGCGCAAUGAGAAGGAGAUCACCAACAUUUUGCCAAACCAAAAGGUAGUUCUUUCUGUGACCUGCGUAGGGAAAGUUGGUUGUGCACAUGGCACCGUUCACAUAUCAUAUUCCCAGGUCAAUCGAGACCACGAGGAACAGGUGCCCGUACCCGAGGUGUUCUACACUCGACAGUUAUCAUAUCCGGUGACAGUGACUGUUUACCAUAUGCUGGAGUGCCAUGAUAUGAGACUCAUGCCAAUGAUUGAUGUGGACUAUGAUGACAUCAGUCGCCGGGCUAGCAAUUCCGCGAUACACCACCUUCCAGAGGUUGAUAAUCUGAAAGAAUGGUGCUUGUUUGCAAUUGACGUCCGCAACACAUAUGGGCUCCCAUUCGAAGUUACAUUCGAACGUGAACAAGCUGGAACGGAAAGUGCAGCUGUUUCAUCAACUGUUCCUCCAGGGUCAAUGUCGCGUAUCAUGCUUCCGGUUAAGAAGUUCAGGCUAUCAGAUGAUCAGAUUUCGCAACCUAUACCGACAUUAUCAGACCGUCAGUUCGUCGUCGGAAAGUCCAAGUUGUCAAUAGAAGAGGAACAAGCUCAACGAGAGUUAUUCUGGUAUCGUGAAGAACUCCUCAAGAUCGUGUCCGCUCGAUGGAAAGAGGUCAUCUAUUCUUCACUUAUCAUAUUUGUCGCUGAUAUUCAUUGGUUUAGACGAACUGGCGAUAGACAUGGAGAUCUCUCGCUGCGACAACAGCGGUUGACGCUCCCAAUGUUGAAGGCCUUGCGGACAGACGUGGUGCAAAUUGACUUGACGCUAAUAGUGGACAACCCAGACGGUUCACCCCAAGAACUCGAUUAUAGCGGAGGCAAAUACAUCGCCAGUCCAAACGAGAUGCUCUAUCUUCGCGUCGAGGUUGCCAAUUCAUCAUGUUCGCCAUUUCUCAAGAAUCUUUCCCACUCAGCUCGCUAA
Suillus discolor is the source of this 3891-nucleotide messenger RNA. RefSeq names its product TRAPP II complex. The record is from RefSeq and is a predicted model, not a curated record. Lineage: Eukaryota; Fungi; Basidiomycota; Agaricomycetes; Boletales; Suillaceae. Gene Ontology annotation, cellular component: trans-Golgi network. Bases 1 to 3891 code for a protein of 1296 amino acids. The transcript is spliced from 13 exons.